Molecule: messenger RNA, 896 nt
Organism: Bursaphelenchus okinawaensis
Lineage: Eukaryota; Metazoa; Nematoda; Chromadorea; Rhabditida; Aphelenchoididae
Source: the annotation of a GenBank genome assembly
AUGACUACUAAAAUCCGCCCAAUCGUUAUGACCGGCGCGUCUGGAACGGGGAAGAGUACGUUGUUGAACCGUGCCCAGAAAGAAUAUCCAGAUGCUUUUGCUUUCAGCGUUUCUCGUAAGUUUUCAAGGGGACGUAGGGGCCUAAAAGGUACUAUUUUUACACAGUAAAUUCUAUUUUAUACCUAAAAAGCACUGUUUAUACUUAAAAAAAACUUUUAUAGACACAACACGACAACCAAGAGACGGUGAAGUGCACGGCGUCAACUACUAUUUUGUGGAUCGAGCAGAAAUAGAAAAAAUGAUCGAAAAUGACGAGUUCGUAGAGAAUGUGGAGUUUGGAGGCAACAGAUAUGGUACAUCGAAAAUGGCAAUUGAAAAUGUCCAAAAGAGCGGGAAAAUUUGCGUAUUAGAUCUGGAUCUGAACGGUGUACGAAGCUUGAAGGAUCAUCACAUGAACUUCAAAUUCAUUUUGGUUAAGGCUCCUAGCAUGGAGAUUUUGGUGGGUUAAUAGCGAUUUUUUAACCAUUCUCUCUUUUCAGAAAAACAUUGGAAAGAUACAGUUUAUAAUAGUUUUUACAGAAGUCCUACCGUCUAUGAUUGCCAUUUUUAAAUUACACAUAUUAGUCAUUUUACAAUUCCAGGAACAACGACUUCGCGGCCGAGGCACAGAGACAGAAGAAACAAUUCAGAAUAGGCUACGACACGCCAGAGAAGACAACGAAGCAGCCGAACGAGAGCCGGAUCUAUUCGAUCGGGUCAUAAUCAACAGUCAGUUAGAUCAAGCCUACGAAGAGUUCAUUAGCGCCAUACGGGAAGAGCUUGAUCAAUACGAAGCUUUUAAACGAGAAACUGAAGCCGAACAACAACCGUCGGCCGAACCUGUGUCUGUGAAUUAA